CGUUACCAUAUCGUCUUACUACCUCUUUUGAAAAUGCAGACCCAGAUGCGUCGCUCCGGGCGUUGCUUCAGUGGCCGCCAGGCCGGCUCACGUCAGCUGCUGGUGCCGGCUAAGGGCGUUGCUGGCGGUCGCAGCCGCGUUCAGGUUGCCGCUCAGGCCGCUUUCCAAAAGGUGCUGAUUGCCAACCGUGGCGAGAUUGCAGUUCGUGUCAUCCGUGCCUGCAAGGAGCUGGGCCUGCAGACCGUAGCCGUCUACUCGAUUGCCGACAAGAACUCGCUCCACACGCUGUUGGCUGAUGAGGCGGUGUGUAUUGGUGACGCACCCUCUUCGGAGUCGUACCUGAACAUUCCGAACCUGUUGGCGGCGGCGGUCAGCCGGGGUGCGCAGGCCAUUCACCCGGGUUACGGCUUCCUUUCAGAGCGCGCCGAGUUCGUUGAGAUCUGCAACGACCACGGCAUUGAGUUCAUCGGUCCCAAGCCGGUGCAGAUUCGGCUCAUGGGUGACAAGUCCACCGCGCGUGACACCAUGAAGAAAGCCGGUGUGCCCACGGUGCCGGGCUCCGAGGGCCUCAUUCGGGACGAUGCAGAUGCCCUGGAGAACGCCCAGCGCAUUGGAUAUCCCAUCAUGAUCAAGGCCACUGCCGGCGGUGGUGGUCGCGGUAUGCGUCUGUGCACGAAGGAGGAGGACCUCCUGCCAUUGUACAAACAGGCGCAGCAAGAGGCUGAGGCUGCCUUCGGCAACGGUGCCGUGUACAUGGAGCGUUUCGUGCAGAACCCUCGCCACAUCGAGUUCCAGGUCCUUGCCGACAAGUACGGCAACGUCGUACACUUGGGUGAGCGCGAUUGCUCCGUACAGCGCCGCAACCAGAAACUGAUCGAGGAGGCGCCCUCGCCCGCCCUCACUCCCGAGGUCCGCAAGGCCAUGGGUGACGCGGCCGUUGCAGCCGCCAAGGCCAUCGGGUACGUGGGUGUCGGCACCAUCGAGUUCCUCUGGGAGCAGAAGGGGUUCUACUUCAUGGAGAUGAACACACGUAUCCAGGUGGAGCACCCCGUUACGGAGAUGAUCACGGGCAUUGACUUGAUCCAGGAGCAGAUCAAGGUGGCCAUGGGCGAGCGACUUACGUUCACGCAGGAGGACAUCCAGUUCAAGGGUCACGCCAUCGAGUGCCGCAUCAACGCGGAGGACCCCUUCUUGAACUUCCGUCCGGGACCGGGUCGUGUGACCACCUACCUUGCCCCGGGAGGCCCCCAUGUGCGCAUGGACUCGCACCUCUACCCCGACUACCUGGUGCCGCCCAACUACGACUCCCUGCUGGGCAAACUCAUCGUUUGGGGUGCGGACCGCCAGCAGGCCAUCACCCGCAUGUCCCGGGCUCUGGACGAGAUGGUCAUCACGGGCGUCCCCACCACCGCCUCCUUCCACAAGCUCAUUCUGCAGACCGAGGCCUUCAAGCGAGGAGAGGUCGAUACUGGCUUCAUCGUGAAGCACGCCGACGAGCUCAAGGAGAAGCCCCAGACCCCUAAGGUCCGUGCCCAUAUGCGGGAGAUGAUCAAGAGCCGGAAGUCCAAGACCGUCGUCAAGGUCUAAAUACGCAAAGUAAACUCGUAGCCAUUUGCAAAUGGCGAUAGGUGGUGAGGAAGGUGCUGCGAGGAUCGACCCACCGAGUAGUCGGACACUGGUCACCUCUGGCCGUGUGACGGCACCGGCACCGGCGGAGGGGCACCGGCGGAGGGGCACCGGCACUGGCGUUGAGGGCGCGUUGCCCUCCAUGCAUGAUGUGCUGUGCUAGCUAGCCGUCAUCUCCGUCAUUGCCGUGUGUCUUCGCUUCCGUGAACAUCUCUGCCAGUGCUGCUGCAAGGGGCUUCGCUUUUCUGUGGGGUACUUGGGGUUCGAAAUUGUAGGAAGCGUUGUUGAGCAGCCGACGGGCGAGCGUAGUCUUACCUGUUGCCUCUUGCUGCCUCUCCUUCGACCCUGACUGGUUUUGGGACGGCGGAAAGAAGAAGCGGACGGCAAUGACGUUCAUGCAUGUCCAGUGAUGUACGGCGCGGUGGGUGACUGGGUGGGUGGGCGCGUGGAGCGCACGAAUUCCCCUCUGUCGGUGUCGAGGGGCCGUGGGGGAGGGGUAUGGUGGCGGCAGAGUCUGCAUCCUCAUCUGCGCUCUGCCAUUGCGAGCCCCCUUGUCCUUGAGAGAGAGAAGGUCCACCUUUCCACGUCUGGGCCGCACUAUCGAGGCGGGAAGAGCGGGGACCUUAAUGCGCUUUCAAAUGCGACGCAUCUGCGACCCAUGGGUCGGCUUAAGGAAGCAGCAACCCGCCUGGCGGCACGAGUGCGUGCUGGCCGUACAUAUACUCUGCAUGCGGGUGGACGUACGGCCACUAUACAUAGCGGCGCUCCUUGCUGGGCUGACUGGCUGUACUGCUACUGUGGGGGAAUGAGGAUAAAAGGGACGAAGAAAGUCGUGGAGCUGCUGCACUGGCUAGGUUAGGGCGGGAGUGCGCCUCGGUCUGCCGCCGAUUUUGGUCACCGUCUCAGGGGCAGUCGAUGGUUCCUUUCGCACGUGUGUGCAUAUGUAUGAUUGUGUGUGUGUGUGUGUGUGUGUGUGUGUGUGUGUGUGUGUGUGUGUUGUCGCGUGUGAUGUGUGUUCGUUUACAUCAUCGUCACAUCAGGAAGACGAAGAAGAAAGGACGAAGAAUUUCGCAUGUAUAUGUAACUUGCAUGUUCUAUC
Messenger RNA from Volvox carteri f. nagariensis, 2725 nucleotides. RefSeq lists its product as uncharacterized. The transcript is spliced from 14 exons. The record is from RefSeq and is a predicted model, not a curated record. Lineage: Eukaryota; Viridiplantae; Chlorophyta; Chlorophyceae; Chlamydomonadales; Volvocaceae. The coding region runs from base 34 to 1587 and encodes 517 amino acids. Gene Ontology annotation, molecular function: ATP binding; ligase activity; metal ion binding.